GCGCUGGGCGCCGGCGGCUCAGGCUCGGGCUCGGGCUGGGGCUGGGGCUUGGGCUCCAGCUCGGGCCCUGCACCUGUGACUCGGCGGCGGCGACGCUGGUCCUCCGCUGCCCCGCGCGCUGCCCCAUGGCCCCGUCCCGGCUGCAGCUCGGCCUCCGCGCCGCCUACUCCGGCAUCAGCUCGGUGGCCGGCUUCUCCAUCUUCUUCGUCUGGACCAUGGUCUACCGACAGCCGGGAACUGCGGCAAUGGGGGGGCUGGCAGGUGUCCUGGCAUUGUGGGUCUUGGUGACUCAUGUGAUGUACAUGCAGGAUUACUGGAGGACCUGGCUCAAAGGGCUACGUGGCUUCUUCUUCGUGGGUGUCCUCUUCUCAAUCGUCUCCAUCUCUGCCUUCUGCACCUUCCUGGCAUUGGCCAUCACCCAGCACCAGAGUCUCAAAGACCCGACCAACUACUACCUCUCCUGCGUCUGGAGCUUCAUCUCGCUUAAGUGGGCCUUCCUACUCAGCCUCUACGCCCACCGCUACCGGGCUGACUUCGCCGAUAUCAGCAUCCUCAGCGAUUUCUGACCCAGGGAACGAGGUCACUCCAGCCUAGGGGGCCCUUGGGACCUGUACUCAGCUUUGGAGUCAGCAAGUGAGCCUGCCCCAAACCCUGGGGACUCCAGAACCAUGGCAGAGCAUAGACAGCUGAGCCAGUUCAUUUCCCCAGAAAACCAUCUGGUCCCCUUUCUGGAGGAGACGGGACUGUCGAAGGGGCACUGCCAACAUGCCCAUUAGCCUGGCUAGGGGCAGCUUAGCCCUUUCCAAAUGGAUUUAUUUUCUUAGCACUCUGAGGAACCUUUGUAAAUAGGACCACGAUAAUGAACUCAAGGUGUCAAGGGUUAGGACUGUAAGGUCUGAAUGUAUGUAUGGCUAGUGGCAGGGUUCGGGACAGGCUUCCUUGCUGCCCCAGAAUUCAUGUGUGUGGGAGGCAUCUGGAAAGUGUGGUCAAGUAAGGAAUCUCUACUUAGAGAUCUCCAAAUCCCAUCCCAGCACCCCUAUUCUGUUGUCCCCAAGGGUCAGGUAGCUGAAUUCACCAGUCCCCAGGGAAGUGACAAUUGGCUCUUUGCUCAAGCUGCAAAGCUGAACAGAACCCGGUGUCUCUCCUCCUACCUUCCCAUCCAGAGUUUGUUUCCCAUGAGGGUGCUAGAGCCAGCCAACCAUUCCUGUGUGUCACACGUGCGCACAUGUUACCAGAGCUGGACUCCUCGGAUGAGGCUAGACCUGGGGACCACUGGAAACAUACCCCUGCAUCUAGAAGGGCUUCGGGAUAGGGGGCAAGCGGGUGGGGGCUAGAGAGAGCUGCAGCUGUAGUCCCGAGUCUCCAGCCCUGCUCUUCACCUACCCCUCACUGCCCAAGACCACACCCCGGCCACGAGGACCUUCUCCCUGCACCAGGCUCCAACACUGAUGUUCACCUUUAUCUCCCGAAUGGACACAGGCCCAAGGCCUCGCCUACGUAGAUCGGCAGGGCAGGGGCUGCUACGUACGUCCUUUUAUGAUAGGUUGCUGGUUUGCACGUCUACUUUUCCACCCAGGUCCUGCCCCUCGGCCUCGGCCUUACCUGUGUCACUGUCACUUUAGCAGAAAUACAGCAGCCACUUUUAUCA
This is a messenger RNA of Mesocricetus auratus (golden hamster), 1648 nucleotides long. RefSeq names its product solute carrier family 48 member 1 (gene Slc48a1). Gene Ontology annotation, biological process: heme transport. Lineage: Eukaryota; Metazoa; Chordata; Mammalia; Rodentia; Cricetidae. The transcript is spliced from 4 exons. The record is from RefSeq and is a predicted model, not a curated record. Gene Ontology annotation, molecular function: heme binding; heme transmembrane transporter activity. Bases 126 to 566 code for a protein of 146 amino acids. Gene Ontology annotation, cellular component: plasma membrane; lysosomal membrane.